AUGACUUUACAAAGAAUGUUAAAAUUCACAACAAGCCAAUUGACUGGGUGUGCUGCUCUGUUACCACAAGUCAACAAUGUUCGAGGCAUCAAGAAUUUUAAGCCCCCAAUUCUAUAUGAACAUAUUCAGAUGCCAGAAAGGCCUAAGCUCCAUUAUAUCGACAGGGUACCAAAUUAUAGUAAUUCUCAAAUAAGGCCUCCAAAAAUGCAUAAAAUGUUGGGUUUGAUGAGGGGUCCUGAAACAGUUCACAACAAACUUAUACACAAACAAUAUGGUAUACAGGCGACUGGCGGAGGCCGAAUGAGGUUUGUACACUUUGAAGUUAUUCGAAUGGGCUUACUGAGAAAAUUAGACUGGUCCAGAAUGUUUGCUAUUUGGAGAGUUGAUUCACCAUGGCAAGCUGUCACCAAAAAGGGCCAAGGGCAGAGAAUGGGUGGUGGAAAAGGUAACAUAGAUCAUUACGUGACUCCGAUUAGAUCAGGCAGAAUUAUUAUUGAAAUCGCUGGUCAUUGUGAAUAUGUAGAGGUAAAAGAUAUUUUAAGUAAAAUAUCUGCUAAACUUCCAUUUAAAGCAAAAGCUGUUAGCCAAGAAACUAUGGAAUGGGAUUUAGCCAAAGAACAGUGGCAGUCUGAAAACAAUCAGAAUAAAUAUACAAUGGAAUAUUUAAUUAAAAAUAACAUGGAUGAUUUACAAAGAAAAGUUAAAAAAAUUGAUCAUUUAUAUUUUGGAAAAUAUGUAUAA
Macrosiphum euphorbiae (potato aphid) is the source of this 741-nucleotide messenger RNA. The record is from the annotation of a GenBank genome assembly. NCBI's taxonomy places the organism in Eukaryota, Metazoa, Arthropoda, Insecta, Hemiptera, Aphididae.